This is a messenger RNA of Dendrobium catenatum, 2993 nucleotides long. RefSeq names its product probable transcriptional regulator SLK3. The record is from RefSeq and is a predicted model, not a curated record. Gene Ontology annotation, biological process: negative regulation of transcription by RNA polymerase II; positive regulation of transcription by RNA polymerase II. Gene Ontology annotation, cellular component: transcription regulator complex; nucleus. NCBI's taxonomy places the organism in Eukaryota, Viridiplantae, Streptophyta, Magnoliopsida, Asparagales, Orchidaceae. The transcript has 10 exons. The coding region runs from base 1 to 2742 and encodes 913 amino acids.
AUGAAUAGACUUGGAAGUCCAAAAAAAAAAUCCACUCUCCAUGUAAAAAAAAACAUUAGCAAAUCACACGUGCAUUACUGCGAGGCGCCGUACACCAACUUACUCGCCACAGACCCAGUUCUCCCGCAGUCUCCGAGCUCGUCUUAUUGCCAAUCAAAUCAUUCCAAGUGUCAAUUACCGCCUGGCCGGCUAGCUAUCUCCCAGCCGCGCGAUGUGGCCACCGAGUUUGCGAACGGCAUCGCCGAAUGCCACGCACAUGCGGAGACCGGUUCAGCCGGUCACUUGACCUUGGCCUGCACGUUCUUCCCGCGAUGGGUUGCAAGGUAUCAGGAAGGGCCACCUUCCUCUGCAGGGCUGGCGCUUGAGGGUUAUCUAAAGCGUAGCCACUCGCUGGCUUCCAGCCCCUCUCCCUUGGUGCCCCCUUUGAGGGUUGCUGGAGGUGGCGGUCCUUCACCCUCAUCCUCAGCCUCUUGCAUCUUCUUCCUUGGUGAUGGGCAGAGCUCUGCACCCGCUAGCUCCAUUUCAGGGGCUAUCUUAUCUGGGCUUGGGCCUGGUACUUCCGCUGACCUGAAUCAUAGAGUCCUCAAUAGUGCUGCAAACUCAUCUGGGCCCAGUAUGGGGGCAAGCUCUCUUGUCACAGAUGCCAAUUCCUCCCUCUCUGGGGGGCCACAGUUGCAGAGGAGCUCCAGCAUAAACAAUGAGUCAUAUACACAUCUUCCGGCAUCUCCACUGUCCUUCUCUUCCAAUAACAUCUCCUGCUCCUCUGUCAUGGAUGGUUCAUCCAUUGUUCAACACAGUCCUCAGCAAGAACAUAUGGUAAAGCAAGGUAAUUCCAGCAAUUUAUCACAGUCAAUAAUGCAUGAAUCUGGAAUGCUGCCUGCUGAGAAGAGGCCGAGGUUGGACAUGAGGCAGGGAGAUGCUUAUCAUCAGCAAGUCAUCCAACAAAUGUUGCAGAGGCAGCAGAGCCCUCAAAUUCAGGCCAUGAUACAUCAGCAGAGGUUAGCUCAGGCUGCACAACAGCAGCAACAACAACAAAUUUUGCAGUCACUACCGCAAUUGCAGCGAAUGCAGGUGCACCAACAAACCCAACAGCCUAGGCCGAACCCUUUGCAGCUAGUAUCUCCUGCAAGACGCCCCUCUGAGAGCGGUUUGUGUGCUUGGAGGCUGAUGCAAUAUAUGUACCACCAAAGUCAUCGACCUCCUGACAAUUCUAUAACUUACUGGAGAAAAUUUGUUGUGGAAUACUUUGCACCCAAAGCAAAGAAAAGAUGGUGUUUGUCAUUGUAUAAUGGUGUUGGCAGUCAUCCUUUAGGCACUUUUCCUCAAGCUUCUAUGGAUGCAUGGCAAUGUGGCAUAUGUGGUUCUAAAUCUGGAAAAGGCUUUGAGGCCACUUAUGAAGUUCUUCCUAGGCUCAAUCAAAUUAAAUUUGAUCAUGGGGUUAUCGACGAGCUUUUAUAUCUUGAGAUGCCUCGUGAAGGACGGCUUCCAUCUGGGAUGAUGGUUUUGGAGUAUGAAAAAGCUGUUCAAGAGAGUGUCUAUGAGCAAAUACGGGUUGUGCGUGAAGGCCAACUUCGAAUAAUUUUCACUCCUGAUUUGAAGAUCUUGUGUUGGGAGUUCUGUGCUCGACGCCAUGAAGAACUUUUCCCUCGUAGAAUGAUGGCAAAUCAAGUGAACCAGUUGCUGCAUGUUGCACAAAAAUAUCAAGCUGCUGUAAAUGAAAGUGGUACUUCAGGGCUUUCUGUUCAAGAUCUGCAGGCCAGUUGCAACAUGUUUGUGGCGGCAGGCUGGCAACUUGCAAGAAAUCUUGAACUGCAAUCACUAAAUGAUCUAGGCUUUUCCAAAAGAUAUGUUAGAUGCUUGCAGAUAUCCGAAGUUGUUAACAGCAUGAAAGACUUGAUUAAUUUCAGUCAAGCACAGAAGAUGGGACCCAUAGAUAGCCUGAAGAACUUUUCUCAUGCAGCAUCUAAGCUCCAAUCCCAGAACAUGAAUGAGGCAGAACAAAUUGCUGCCGCUCAGAACCUCCCAAUUGACCAGAACAAGGAUAAACUCAUAUCUGGGCGUCCUGGGUUUGGUAACCACUCAGGAAAUACUCACCCAACAACCCGCUUCUUAAACAACACUUCGCAGGCUACAAUGCCAUUAAAUAGUUACCAAUAUUUAUCGAGAAACUCUGCUAACUUAGACCAGAAUCAUCUGCGCUCCGAUGCCUCAUUUGCUCUUCUCAACCAGGCACCAACUGUACCAUUUCAGGGCAACGGUGCUUCAAGCGCACCUGGCCAAAGCUUUCACAACCCGCAGCAACAAGCUUUGCCAACAAAUCUGUGUCAGAUCAACAAAAACCAAACUUCGUCCCAAGCAAACCAACACUUGCAACAGCAUAUGAUACAGCAACUUCUGCAAGAAAUGAUGAACAAAGGAACUCCACAGCCGGCCUUGAACACACCUGUUGUUAACGGUAAUGUUACAGCUGAUGUAGUUGGUUGUUCUGGUCCUGUUACAGCAACUAAGAUCACAGGACCAGGGAGGAUUGGAACAGAAAUCAGCACAGAUGAGACAUCCACUGAUGUGAAGGGAAUGAUCCCUACUACGAGCGACACUUCGAAGCCUCCUUCCAAAAGUAGUAACUCCUGUAUAAGUAACAAUAACUAUACUGCAAAGCUGGAUGCGCUGGAAAACAUGAAUCUUGGUGAUCUAGAACCUGACAUUUUAAGAGAAUUCUCCGAAGGUGGGUUUCAGUGGUGAGGUGGCGCAUAUGAUGUGGUGAUAAUUACUUGUGAGAAAGAUUAUAAGUUGUCUUAUAUUUGUUUUAUGGAAGCUUUGGGAUAUUAACGUCGAGUUGGGAGUUUAUGAGGGACUUUGUUUCCCCGUAAGGCAAACCAACUGCUUCUGAGUAUUGAAAUCGUAAAUGUACUUUCAGGCUUUGCAAAAAUACUGGUCAGUAAAUGUGCUUCUUUGAUUUAUUGUAUGAAGUGCUUGCGUUGUGAUUUGAAGUC